AUGGACUUCUCACAAUAUCACGAAGCCACCUUCGACAACUUUGCCCAAGAGCAACGUGACAGCAUGGAUGCUAACCAAGACUUAUUCUCCAUGGGGAGUACCUUGCCGUCGUCUUCGCCAGAGGCAGAAGACCGACCUACUGGCAAGAAAAUCGCUGCCACUAGGAAGGCUCGAAGCCGAGACUGGCCAGUCAAAGAUCCUAACUUCCAAUAUGAGGUGAUCCCAUCCUUCCGUCAGCAUAGAGCUCAGUAUGGUGGUCAGUCCAAGCAGAUUGACGACGGCGUCGACGGAGCCAAAGGUUUAUUGGUGAAGUUUUCAGACAAAGAUGACCAGCUUCGUCUCAAGUACGAUCUCAAAAUCGUCAAGGGACGACCUCAUUCACAAUGGCCAGCGUUCAAGAGCGUUGAAGAGAUCAAUGUGCCAAUGGGCACGACACUAGAACAGAUGUGCCAGCAUUUCCCUCUGCAUGUGUGGGGUCAUGGUCUGCGCAUCUUCAUACAUGAAGGCAAGACUGCUGAGUGGAUCUGGAACGCAGUCCCUCCCAAAGCAAGAAACAAGGGUUCGAAGAGCCGACCUUGGAACUACUAUCAGCAAGCGAUGGGUCGUGAGGUCGAUAGGAUGAGAGAAGAGUCCGGCAGCGCCAAGCGUGUGCCUGAGAAGAGAAAGAAGGCCGCAUCAUCAGAGGAUGAGGACGAGGAGAAUGAGUUCAGCACCAGUGAAGAAGAGAUGACUGGUUCUGAAGGGCGCGCAGCAACCACAACUCCUGAUCGCGGUCGUCGUAGUAAACGACAGCGACCCAACCACCUCCCUGCUCACCACUCCACAGAAUUGAUGCAAGAGCAGUUCGUCCACGCAAUUGACCAGACUUGGCCCUCGAUGACGGAGAAACACUCUUCCUAUACAUAUUCGUCGGAAAACGCCUAUAGCUCUACUGCUGAGCAAAAUGCACCACAAGAGUCGUCGAUGCCCGUAUCACAAUACCCAACCGAAACUCCUUCUGCAUAUCUGUGGCAAGGAAACAACCAAAAUGCCUCGCCACUGUUCAACGACGCCGGGCAGGGUCAAGAUCAGUUCGCACCUGAAGUACAGACAUUUGAGGAUGAUUUUGGUGACCUCGAUGCCCUGCUCCAAAACUACCAACCAAUCAAUGAUGAAGUGACGGCGUUCGAACCAGACUAUCAGGUUCAGGAAGAACUCAACAACCCAGACGAAGUCAACAAACUCAAGUCUCGGGACUGGGUACCAGAGGUGGCGAACGCAUUCAACCCCUAUGGCACCUUCCGCGAUUCUGUGACGACUGCAGAAGAGGUUGAUCUUGACCAUGUCGUCACGACUGGGCAAUUUCAACCCACUCACACCACAGCCGACACGACAUCAUAUUCAUCAGUGUCGCAACAGCCAGUCGCUAAAGACAAUGAUCUGGACUUGUCGUGGGGCAACCAGGACUUUGCGAACGACUCCGAUGAACAGGAGUUUUAA
Messenger RNA from Lithohypha guttulata, 1479 nucleotides. RefSeq lists its product as uncharacterized. The transcript is spliced from 2 exons. NCBI's taxonomy places the organism in Eukaryota, Fungi, Ascomycota, Eurotiomycetes, Chaetothyriales, Trichomeriaceae. The record is from RefSeq and is a predicted model, not a curated record. The coding region runs from base 1 to 1479 and encodes 492 amino acids.